AUGUCAGAGGAAGUACAGAACGGCAAGGCGGCUGUUGAGAUUUCUUAUCCCAAUACCGUUGCCGAAGUCCACGGAUUGCUGUCGCGGCUGGUUGUUAGCAACAAGGAUAUCGAAAAGAAGAAGAUUUUGAAGAUACUGCAACAGUUAGCAAGGGAGAGACAGGAGUAUGAAGAGAAAUCGUUUAGCCUUGAAAAGAGUUGGGCCCAGAACAAAGAGGAAGUUGAUCUUGAUCUUUUGAAGGUUCAGGUGAUGGCUUUCAACCUUUUGAGCAAGGACCUUGAUUUGCCAUUGGAAGUACAGACCAAACUAUUAGGCGAGACAGAUGUCGAGUCUUCAAAGAGUCAAGAUGAGUAUUUUAAUCUAUCUGCCGACUUUGAUGAGAAAGCCAAGUUCUUUGGAUUAGACCCACAUAAGACGAUUCCUGAUCCUGAGAUACACUCGGCAGGCAGCACUUUAGGAGAAUCCAUUGUCAAACAGAAGGUCGAGUCAAGAAUACAUGAGCUUGAAAGUUUGCCAGCAAACAUUGGCCUAUAUGAUGCUGCGUCAAUUGAAAACGAUUUGCAAAAGUCAGCCUCCGACAUUUUGGAUAAUGUCGAUGAAAUUAAGAUUCGGGCAUUAAACGAGCUGAAAGCAUUGAAGCUUCUACCAGAACAGAAACAGCUGCGUCGCAAACUAAUACAAGAUACUCUAACAAGCGUGGUGCAUCAGAAAAACAAGUAUGGAUCCGACAGCUUCCGUGCAUUCAAGCGCUCUUUUUCGAUCAGAGAUAAGCAAAAGAUCGAGCAAACCUCGAGACUUGCAGAAAAGUUGCAGGAGCAACAACGUCGCGAGAAGGAAGAGUUGGAACAUGAUUACCAAACUCACAAAGUUAACAAACUCGCUGCCAUUUUUGACGAGGUUCGAGACGAACUUGAAGAGAAAAGGAAUGCAAGACAUUCUUUGGCUAAGGCUUUGCAGCAUUUCCAUUCGCAAGUGGAAAAGGAUGAAAGCAAGAAGCUCGAGAGAAUUGCCAAGCAGAGACUGGCAGCUUUGCGGUCGAACGAUGAAGAAGCUUAUAUGCAGCUCCUGACUAAAACCAAGGAUACAAGAUUACACCACCUCAUCCAGCAGACGAACAAUUUUCUGGAUUCGCUUGCCAAUGCUGUUAAGGUGCAGCAAGAUGAGGCCCGUGCUAGAAGCUUGCAGGAUCGCGCAGAGGAAGGGUUGGAGCCAUUGCAAGAGGACGUCGAGGAAGAUGCUGAUGCGCGUCGUGAGAAAAUCGACUACUAUGAGGUGGCCCACAGAGUGAAGGAGAAAAUAGAAAAGCAACCCUCGUUGCUUGUGGGUGGUACCUUGAAGGAGUAUCAGAUUAAGGGACUCGAGUGGAUGGUCUCGCUUUACAAUAAUAACCUCAAUGGUAUUCUUGCCGACGAGAUGGGUUUGGGUAAAACCAUCCAGUCUAUUUCGCUGAUCACCUAUCUGAUAGAAUCUAAGAAAGAGCGAGGAAAAUUUUUGGUGAUUGUUCCGCUUUCCACAAUCACUAACUGGACGCUGGAAUUUGAAAGAUGGGCUCCGAGUGUCAAAACCAUUGUCUACAAAGGAACGCAGCACCAGCGUAAACAGCUCCAGUACGAGGUUCGAAGCGGAAAUUUCUCUGUUUUGCUGACCACCUACGAAUACGUGAUCAGGGACCGACCGCUGUUGUGCAAAUUCAAAUGGGCUCACAUGAUCAUCGACGAAGGUCACCGUAUGAAAAACGCCAGUUCCAAGCUUUCGCUAACGUUGACUCAGUACUACCACACGAGGAACAGGCUGAUAUUGACGGGUACUCCUUUGCAGAAUAAUUUACCUGAGCUUUGGGCACUGUUGAACUUUGUGCUUCCGAAAGUUUUCAACUCUGUAAAGUCGUUCGAUGAGUGGUUCAACACUCCAUUUGCAAAUACAGGCCAUCAAGACAAGCUAGAGUUAUCCGAAGAAGAGAGCCUGCUUAUCAUCAGGAGAUUGCACAAAGUGUUGCGUCCAUUCCUGCUUAGAAGACUCAAAAAAGAUGUUGAAAAAGACCUUCCAGAUAAGGUUGAAAGAGUUGUCAAAUGCAAGCUCUCCGGCCUCCAAUCUAGCUUGUACAAGCAGAUGUUGAACCAUAACGCUCUUUUUGUUGGUGUGGGUACACAUGGAGCUACGAAGACGGGGUUGAGGGGACUGAACAACAAAAUCAUGCAACUCAGAAAAGUUUGCAACCACCCAUAUGUUUUUGAGGAAGUUGAGGAUAUUGUGAAUCCAUCUAGACUGACCACGGAUUUAAUCUGGAGAAGUUCGGGAAAGUUUGAGUUACUUGACAGAGUUCUGCCCAAAUUCAAGGCUUCGGGCCACAAGGUCCUUAUUUUCUUCCAGAUGACUCAAGUCAUGGACAUCAUGGAGGACUAUUUAAGAUUCAGGGAUAUGAAGUACAUGCGUUUGGAUGGUUCCACGAAGGCGGACGACCGUCAAGAUAUGCUUAAAGACUUCAAUGCCCCAGACUCCGAAUAUUUCUGUUUCCUUCUGUCUACCAGAGCUGGAGGUUUGGGAUUAAAUUUACAGACUGCUGACACGGUCAUAAUCUUCGAUACGGACUGGAAUCCUCAUCAGGAUUUACAAGCCCAAGACAGAGCACAUCGUAUCGGUCAGAAAAACGAGGUGCGUAUCUUAAGACUGAUCACAGAAGACUCUGUGGAAGAGGUGAUUCUUGAAAGAGCACAUCAGAAGUUGGACAUCGAUGGCAAAGUUAUUCAGGCUGGUAAGUUUGAUAACAAAUCUAGUGCCGAGGAGCAGGAGGCGUUUUUGAAGAGGCUUUUGGAGGCGGAGAAGAUGAAAGCAGAGGAGGCCGAAAAUGACGAUCUGGACGACGAAGAGCUCAACGAGAUUCUUGCAAGAAACGAGGAUGAGAAAAAAUUGUUUGCUGAAAUCGACCAGGCCAGGAUUCGGGACGACCAAAAAUUAGAUGGUCCUAGAUUGAUGACGUAUGAGGAGCUCCCUCCUGUGUUCAAGGAGGAUAUCACUUUGCAUCUCGAGAAGGAUAAGCCUGAUGCUGGUAACAAAAGAGAACGCAAACAGGUUGUAUAUGACGAUGGCCUAACGGAGGAGCAGUGGCUGGACGCAAUGGAUGCAGCGGACGACACUGUGGAGGCAGCAGCCUUACGGAAACGUGAGUCUAUGCGUCAGCGUCGUGCGAAGCGUUCUGCUGGCGCAGAUGAAGGGGAGGAUGAAAUUCCACGUAAGAGACGCAGCACGAGAUCGGCAACUCCGAUGAGCGAAGAAAGUUUCAUCGAAGACGAUGAAGAUGAUGCGGGCGAAGAUCCCUUUGUGCAGCUGUGCGAGGGACUGUUGCAAAAAUUGGUGAACGCUAAGGAUGAGAAUGGGCGCUCAAGGUCAGAGCUUUUCAUGACAGUUCCGUCCAAAAAGUUGUACCCAGACUACUACCAAAUCGUGAAAAAAGCGGUAGCGAUCAAGGAUCUUCAAAAGGGGCUGAAAAAAGGCUCAAUUGUGGACUACCAACAGUUCAAGGAAGAGCUUCAACAGAUGUUCGAAAACGCCAAACUUUACAACGAAGAUGGGUCACUGGUGUACAAUGAUGCCAUUGAGCUAGAGAAAAUAGCCACGGAGGAAUUAGCCAAGAUAGACGCGGAGUUGGGCGAAGAAUAG
This is a messenger RNA of Ogataea angusta, 3657 nucleotides long. RefSeq lists its product as uncharacterized. The transcript has a single exon. Gene Ontology annotation, biological process: positive regulation of transcription by RNA polymerase II. Gene Ontology annotation, cellular component: nucleus. Gene Ontology annotation, molecular function: ATP binding; DNA binding; ATP-dependent chromatin remodeler activity. The coding region runs from base 1 to 3657 and encodes 1218 amino acids. Lineage: Eukaryota; Fungi; Ascomycota; Pichiomycetes; Pichiales; Pichiaceae. The record is from RefSeq and is a predicted model, not a curated record.